UCUUUGGUGUUGGUAGACCUUGUUAUUUCAAGGUCCUGAUUCAGUCAUUUCAUUUGUUAACCGAAAAUGUUGUCAGCCCUAGUUCGUUAUUUGGGGAACUACAGACUCGGUAUCAUUAUUAUUAAAGAACUUAAACCUUACGGUUACUCAAAAUACGCUAAACGUUACUAUCACAAUAAAAUGUUUGGUGAAGGAGUAGAACUACCUGAAAAAGAUGAACCAAAACGUCCUCCAUAUAAAUGUGGUAGCUUCAAUUCGAAAUUCAAAAAAGCUGAAAAAACUGUGGAAUAUUUCAAUAGAUCAAGAACUUCUCUGGAUUCAAUUUUGAACCUUUUCGAAGAACACAAAGAUAAGGAAGCCCAGAUUUCAUACCUGUUAGAAACAUAUAAGGAUAUUCGUGAAAAAUACUCUAUGGAAGUAGGUAAUAAAAAGAAUUAUCCACUAAUAGUGCUUGAAGGAUUGGAUGGAUCAGGAAAAUCCACCUUAUCCAAACAAUUGGCCAAAAAUUUAGGUGCUGAAUGGAUAUCAACUCCUCCAAAAUCACUUAUUUCAAUUCGUGACAAAUUCGAUGACCCCUUCCAUUGGCGCAGUCCAUUUUAUUAUUUCUGUAAUUAUGUUGCUGCUAUUGAUGUUACUAAAGCUUUGAAGACUAAACCAGUUGUAAUGGAUAGGUUUUGGCAUUCAACGACAGCUUAUGCUUUGGCACAAAUGAAAGAAAAUUACUAUGAUGUCAUGAAAAGUACUGAACUUCCUGAGAAAGGAAGCGAUGUUUAUGAAUGGCCUACGGACUUGUUGAAACCUGAUAUUAUCAUAUAUCUUGAUGUUUCUGAAAAUAUGAGAAUCCAAAGAUUAUCAAGGAGGGCUUCUAAAACUGAUCAGGAGAAUCUUCUAGAAGCAAAGCAGGAGUUCAGAAAAAAUGUUGUACAGGCAUAUGAAAAUAUGGCAAAUCCUGGCAUUUUCAAAGUGAAUGGGGAUCCUUCAUUCAAAAAUGUUUUAGAAAAUGUUACAGCUAAAGUUAAAGAACUUUUUUAGAUUGCAUUUGUAUUAUGGUUUUUUUUUUGUUCAAUAAAAAAGUAAUUACCGAGA
Molecule: messenger RNA, 1086 nt
Organism: Harmonia axyridis
Lineage: Eukaryota; Metazoa; Arthropoda; Insecta; Coleoptera; Coccinellidae
Product: UMP-CMP kinase 2, mitochondrial-like
Exons: 5
Coding region: 67-1032 (321 amino acids)
Biological process (GO): dTTP biosynthetic process; dTDP biosynthetic process; dUDP biosynthetic process
Cellular component (GO): mitochondrion; cytoplasm
Molecular function (GO): dTMP kinase activity; ATP binding
Source: RefSeq, a predicted model, not a curated record